CGCCGAUAUCGAUUUGAAAGCACAGCUUUCGCGUGACAAUUUCCUGCAAGGUUAAUUAAGUCUCCGGUCUGGCCGCAAUGUCGCGGCUGUCCUCGAUGAUUAAAACGUCAAGAAGCAUGUUUAAUCGCGCAUCAAGGCCGGGCGGCGGGGUCGCGCACGACAAGUUGAAGAAGAUCGCUUUCAACUUGGCCGGAUGGAACCAAUACGGGUUGUAUACGGACGACGUGCUGUCCGAGCACUAUCCGAUAGUGAGGGAGGUUCUUCGCCGACUGCCGAAGGACGUGCAGGAUGCGCGAACUUUUCGAAUGAUACGGGCGGCGCAAUUGGAUUUCCUGAAAACGCGGUUACCCAAGGACGAAUGGAUCACGUUCGAGCAGGACCGGGAGUACCGAUACCUGAAGCCUUAUCUGAAGGAAAUCUACGAGGAGAUAUACGAGAUUUACGAGUUCGGCUGCGUUAAUUAUAGCGAGAACGACUGGCCGGCGGAGUAA
Molecule: messenger RNA, 491 nt
Organism: Megalopta genalis
Lineage: Eukaryota; Metazoa; Arthropoda; Insecta; Hymenoptera; Halictidae
Product: cytochrome b-c1 complex subunit 7
Biological process (GO): mitochondrial electron transport, ubiquinol to cytochrome c
Cellular component (GO): respiratory chain complex III
Source: RefSeq, a predicted model, not a curated record